Brassica napus (rape) is the source of this 2377-nucleotide messenger RNA. Its product is annotated as protein EFFECTOR OF TRANSCRIPTION-like. The transcript is spliced from 5 exons. Gene Ontology annotation, molecular function: DNA binding. The coding region runs from base 760 to 2172 and encodes 470 amino acids. Lineage: Eukaryota; Viridiplantae; Streptophyta; Magnoliopsida; Brassicales; Brassicaceae. Gene Ontology annotation, biological process: regulation of DNA-templated transcription. The record is from RefSeq and is a predicted model, not a curated record.
UCAAGCCAAUAAAAACGUUUUAUUCUGCCACGUCAUAAGAGCCUCAAGUCGACAAGUAUGAAAAUCUGAUAACAUCUCUGGGCCAAUAAUAAUUUUCAGUGGCCCACUUGAACCCCAACUCAGAAAAACCUAAACUCUGAUAACAUAAUUAUCCAUAAUCUUUUUUUCUUCGUCGUUUGGAGGACUCACUGCAAUUCACCGUUAUCACACACAACCCACACUCCCUCAUUCAAUUAUUUUCUUAACUCAUUCCUUGAUGGUUUCGUUUCAACUUCCUCUAUUUCUCCUCCUUUAUAAUUGAAUGACGGCGACGUAGUUCACCUUAGAGUAGGCCAGAUUCUUCCGGAUCUGUGACAAAGCGUUAUAUGAGGGAUUCAGGUCGCGCCAUGGAGCUCCGAUCGACGAGCUUUGCCCAUGGGCGGCGUUGUGAUAAGCCGUCGCGGAUCGAGGUGGAUAGGCGUGAGAAGAAGGUAUGGAAGGCGGGAGUGUUGAUUGGUGGCUGAGCUUGAACAGCUUGCUGAUUGGUGACAGGGAGCAGUGGUGGAGUGGACAUGGCGGUGGCGCGUGAGGUUAGGUACGACUGAUUUAGGCGAGAGGUUUGGAUCUUAAGAUUGGAAAACAAAGAAGUGCAACUGGUGGAUCAGAUCUGAGAGAGAAGCCAUGAAAGAAGAAUAGAAGAGAGGUGGUGAAUGUGAGCGUGCCAGGAAAGGGUGUGAUGAGGAUGAUGUCUGUGUGAGAGAGAGAAAGAAAAGCCAAAGAAUGUUCUGUCUCAAUACCUUCAAGUCACGGCUUUGGUUUCGCUGGGCUAUAUCUCUUUUAUGUGGAUGCAUUGUGAAAAGGGGAUUCAUUCAAAUUUUAAAGUUUUGGGCAAGCAACAAGUGGCCGCGAGAAUUUCAAAAUUUGAAAAAGAAGAAGAAAAAAACUUGUGUAAAACUCUCCAUUCCAAUCCGUUCAGUUACCGGCGACGCCGCUUCCUUAACCGUCGUGGUGACCAUGUAUAAGAGAGACGAUUACGUUCGAAAUAAACCCGGCGGUGUAUUUUCCAGAUGGCAGGGUUUUGCCCGAUCCAUGCUUCUGCCUAAACCCUUUUCAGAAACUGCAGAGUUACGGAGGACUGUAGCUGACUACUCCUUAAUCUCUCGUGGUUUAGCUCCAAAGAUUCUGAGAGAAGCCAAGGGUAAUAGGGAAGAUUUGAGAGUGGGAAAAGACUUUGUAGGUAGUAGAUACAGAGUCCAAGAAUCUAUCCAGGGUCUUGGUGUAGCUGUCAACAUUCAUGACGCAGAUGACAUUUCUCAUGGUCAAACCGAAAGCUUUAGAACUCGGCUAAGGUCUUACGGUAGACCUGUUCCCUUGCUUAAGAAACUUGGAGACAAUGUGUCUCAAACGAUUACUCAGAAGAAAACUGGCGGCAGAAGCAAAGACAAGAAGCAUGGUUUUGAAGAAGAGAGAGAUGUCAGCCGUGUGGAAGCUGAGGAGAAUAAUACUAAUAGUGUUCAUGCCUCGGUACUUAGACUCAGUCGGUCCAGACCUCAACCUGUUUUAGAGAGACAUGAUGAUAUUGUUGAUGGGUCUGAUUCUGCUUCUGUUUGUGGAGUCUUACAAGAAGAUGGUACUACUUGCUUGACAGCUCCAGUCACAGGAAGGAAGAGAUGCACAGAGCAUAAAGGGCAGAGAAUCACAUGUGCUCCUCCUGUUAAAAAACCACCGUGUGAAGAAGAGACCGAGGAGAUCUGUGGAGUGAUUAUACCUGAGAUGGUACGUUGCAGAAGCAAACCUGUUUCAGGGAGAAAACGAUGCGAGGAUCACAAGGGAAUGCGAGUCAACGCCUUCUUUUUUCUGCUCAACCCAACAGACCGCGAUAAAAUCCUCAAAGAGGAUAAGUCCAAACCCGAGACACGUACAAGCUCAACGAACCAAGAGGAACCGCGUCAGAGUCCUUCAUGUGAAGCUACAACGAAGAAUGGUUUGCCUUGUACAAGAAGCGCUCCUAAGGGAACCAGAAGAUGUUGGCAGCACAAAGAUGAAGCUUUAGACCACAGAUCAUCUGAAAAUGUUAAGUCAACAACAGUAGUCUGCGGCGUAAAGCUGUACACUGGAUCGGUCUGCCGGAAACCUCCAGUAAAAGGACGGAAGAGAUGCCAGGAGCACAAGGGGAUGAGAAUCACAUCUUGAAUAAGCAAGCAUUGUAAGCACCUAACAGACGUGUAUGAGUUACACAUAAUAACUAAGUAGGUACCAAGUUAUAAAUAAGAAGCAGCUUCUUUGUUAUUCAUCAUUACAUCGAGUCUCUCUUAGUUUCCAUAAAGGCUAUAAAGCAAAUUACAUAUUUACAUUAUAUGAUUCAUAUCGUUUUCAAAUGGAAUUUUAACACUGUUUA